AAUCAGAUGGCUGUCAGUGUCGAUAAACUGCAGAUUUGGUGCAUACAGUUCGCCACAGCCCCUCUAUCAUCAACUCAAGGGAAGGCGGAACCUCAAUAUCAACUUUAUCUUCGAUUCCUGUUACACACCAUCCUCCUAAUCGUCACCCAGAAUAAUCCAAAAUGUCUGAACGAAAAGUCACCUCCAAAUACUAUCCCCCCGACUUCGACCCUAGCAAACUCGGUCGAGUCCGCCAACGUGGUCCCAAAGGCCCCAAGCGCAUCCCCGUCCGCCUCAUGGCGCCCUUCAGCAUGAAAUGCACGCGGUGCUCCGAAUACAUCUACAAAGGCCGCAAGUUCAACGCGCAGAAAGAGACGACCGACGAGAAAUAUUACUCCAUCCCCAUCUACCGCUUCUACAUCCGCUGCACGCGGUGCAGCUCGGAGAUCACCUUCAAGACCGACCCGAAGAACAUGGACUACGAGUGCGAGCAGGGGGCGCGGCGGAACUUCGAGCCGUGGCGCGAGGGGAAGUUAGCAGAGGAGACGGAGGAGGAGACGUUGGAUCGGCUGGAGAGGGAGGAGGCGGAGCGGGAUCCGAUGAAGGAGCUGGAGGGAAAGCAGGUGGAUGCGAAGACAGAGAUGGCGAUUGCGGAUGCGUUGGAUGAGAUUCGGAUGCGGAAUGCGAGGAUCGAGCGGGAGGGGCAGGGGGGCACGGAGGCGGUGCAGGUAGUGAGGGAGCAGUUGGAUGAGGAGAAGAAGAGGCAGGAGAUGGAGGAUGAGGAGGCGGCGAGGAGGGCGUUUGCCAGAGCGGGGAAGACGGACGAGAAUUGGGAUGGGGGGGGAAUUCUUGUGGAUGCGAUGGAUAUGAUGGAUGCGAUCGUGGAGGAGGUGGAUGGAGUGGGCGACGCGGUUUCAGAAGCACCGGCGCAAGAGGAGAAACCGAUCGUGGAGGUGGUCAAGCCGAAACCUCCUGUCCCGGAGUUCAAGCGUAUCAUCAAGAAGAAGCAGAAACCACUCCUCGCAGGCAUCAAAGGAAAACAAGUGGCGAAUCCUUUGGGGAUUGUGGGCGGCGACUCAGACAGUGAUUAGCGGAGGCUCAUCACUUGUUACAUUUAUAUUUACAGCAACGGCGUUGGGGGUAUAUUGAAACGCGGGUGGCAACCGUCCGCAUUGAGGAAUAUAUUUGUCUAAUAGUACAAGCGAAGCGCAAGCGACCGCUCCAAGGAACGGUUCACAGCAGCCCCUGCUUUUGCAGAUCGUAAUACACUUUCUCCGGCAUCACAUUGCCCUC
Molecule: messenger RNA, 1272 nt
Organism: Eremomyces bilateralis CBS 781.70
Lineage: Eukaryota; Fungi; Ascomycota; Dothideomycetes; Eremomycetales; Eremomycetaceae
Product: DUF572-domain-containing protein
Exons: 1
Coding region: 162-1070 (302 amino acids)
Biological process (GO): mRNA splicing, via spliceosome
Cellular component (GO): U2-type catalytic step 1 spliceosome
Source: RefSeq, a predicted model, not a curated record